UCCCCUCCCUCCCCGUUCACAAGUCAUGAUGGCGGAACUGUGGUAGACUUCAGAGCGAGCUAGAGAGCACCGCCCGUGUUCGCCGAGCAAGUGUACAAAGUAAUUUAUUUAUUCAGACAACUUUACGCGCUUCCCCCGCCAUGACCCGCUGGAUUCCCACUAAAAAGGAGAAGUACGGAGUCGCAAUAUACAAUUAUGAUCCCCGGGGUGAGCAGGAGCUGUGUCUACAGGUGGGGGACACGGUGCACAUACUUGAGAGAUUGGAAGGCUGGUAUAGGGGCUACACUCUCAGAAAGAAAUCACAGAAGGGCUUAUUCCCUGCUUCCUACAUCCACUUAAAGGAGGCUACGGUUGAGGGAAUUGGCCAACAGGAAAUAAUUAUUCCAGCAGAUUUACCCCUAGUGCAGGAGAUAGGGGCCACCCUGAGGGAAUGGGUGCAGAUAUGGCAGAAGCUCUAUGUGGCGAACAAGAUAACCCUGUUCAGGAGUGUGCAGCAGAUGGCCUACAGCCUCAUCGAAUAUCGAUCUCAGAUAGUGUCAGGAACACUGCCCAAAGAUGACCUUGUGGAACUUAAAAAGAAAGUCACAGCGAAGAUUGAUUAUGGAAACCGGAUCCUGGGAUUGGACCUGGUGGUGCGAGAUGAAGCAGGGAACAUGCUGGAUCCCGACCGGACCAGUACAGUCACUCUGUUUCGGGCGCACGAGACAGCUUCUCGCAGUGUUGAUGACAGGAUACAAGAAGAAAAGACGCGGCUUCAAAACCUAGAAAUGAGGCGUCAGACCCUCUUCAGCUCUGUGCAUACAUACAGCCUCCUCAUGAACCUGAAAAACUUUGUGUGCAACAUUGGAGAAGAUGCUGAGCUGCUCAUGUCUCUGUAUGACCCUGAGCAGUCAGAGUUUAUCAGUGAGAACUUCCUGGUGCGUUGGGACAGUAUGGGAAUGCCUAAGGAAAUUGAAAAACUCAACAACCUGCCAGCCUUGUUCACGGACUUGAGCAGCAGUGACUUGAUGAGGCAGCGGCUUUACCUGGUGUGUCAGAUCAUCCGAGUGGGUAGCAUGGAGCUGAAAGAGGGCAAGAAACAAACCUUUGGGUUGAGGAGACCUUUUGGUGUGGCUGCUAUGGACAUCACAGAUAUCGCCCACGGCAAAAUCGAUGAUGAGGACAAACAGCAUUUCAUUCCCUUUCAUCAGAUAGCUAUGGAAACCUACAUCCGCCAGAGGCAGCUCAUCAUGUCUCCUCUCAUUCCUUCUAGAGUUAUAGGAGAGAAUGAGCCGCUCAUGGCUGUCUUCAACAAAGUCAUUGCCACGCGGGAGGUCAAUCACAAAGGCCAGGGGCUGUUUGUGACCCUGAAGCUUCUCCCAGGGGACCUCAUUCAAGUCAGGAAGGACUUCCCUCACUUUGUAGACCGCAGCACAGCGAUCGUCAGGAAAAUGGGCUUCCCAGAGAUCAUCCUCCCAGGAAACGUGAGGAAUGAUAUUUACGUAACCUUGCUUCAGGGAGAGUUUGACCGUGGCAAAAAGAAGACCCCCAAAAAUGUAGAGGUCAUUCUGAGUGUGCAUGAUGAUGAAGGCAAUCCAAUUGAGAAAGCAAUAUUUCCUGGCGCUGGCUAUGAUGGCAUAACGGAGUACAGGUCCGUCAUUUACUACCAGGUGAAGCAGCCUUGUUGGAAUGAAACGGUAAAGGUUACAAUUCCAAUUGAAGACGUGUGCCGCUGCCAUCUCAGGGUGAUGUUUCGACACAGAUCCUCCCAAGACUCCAGGGACAAAUCAGAGAAGCCUUUCGGUAUGGCCUUCGUCAGGCUAAUGAGAGGAGAUGGGACCACGCUAAAAGAUGGCAAGCACGAACUUAUCGUCUACAAGGUUGAUGUGAAAAAGGUGGAAGAUGCAAAGGUUUACCUCACUUUGCCGGCAACCUGGGCUGAGGUGGAGGAAAAGGAGAAGCAGACGGGGAAGCAGUUCCACCAUUCGGGGGCUAUUCCUAUGACUAAAGACAGCUUCCAGAUAGCAAUGCUCACCUGCUCCACUAAGCUGACCCAGAACGUGGAUCUGCUUGGUCUGUUGAACUGGAGAUCUAAUCCUGAGGAUCUUCAGCAGAUUUUACAAAGACUCAUGGAGGUGGAAGGAGGCGAGAUUGUCAAAUUCCUUCAGGACACUCUCGAUGCUCUGUUCAACAUCAUGAUGGAGACUUCAGAAAAGGACACUUAUGACACUCUGGUGUUCAAUGCCCUGGUUUUCAUUAUCAACCUUAUUGGUGACAUUAAAUUCCAGCAUUUUAAUCCAGUCCUGGAAACUUAUAUCAACAAACACUUCAGUGCCACUCUGGCUUACAUGAAACUAACCAAGGUGCUUAACUACUAUGUGGGUCACGCUGAGGAGCCCACCCUGACAGAGAGGCUCUACGCAGCACUUAAAGCUCUCAAGUACCUUUUCAGGUUUAUUGUACAGUCAAGAGUCCUGUCUUUCAGAUGUUGUGUGAACAGUGAAGAUGGAGAUGCUUUCUUUAACUCCAUUCAUACGCUUUUCCUCUCGUUCAACACUCUAAUGGACAGACCUCUGGAAGAGGCAGUGAAGAUAAAGGGGGCGAUAUUGAAAUACCUCCCCAGCAUCAUUAAUGACAUCCAGACAGUGUUUGAUCCCAUAAAGCUCAGUGUUCUCCUUGCAAAGUUCAUUGGUAGCAUUCCAGAUUCGCAGCUCGUGCGUCAGAAGCUGGGCUGCAUGUGCAAAAUUGUUGAGAGUGACCUUUUCAGGCAGCCAGAAUGUCGAGAUGUUCUUCUGCCACUCAUCACUGACCAGCUGAGUGGGCAGCUAGACGACCACUCUUGUAAACCGGACUACGAGGCUUGUGUCCAACUACUCAGCACUGUGCUGGACAACCUGGGCCGCAAAGACGUGGGUCCAACCAGAGGUCACAUUCAGCUGAUAAUGGAGCGUCUCCUCCGUAGGGUUAACCGCACUGUCAUCAACAUGGACAGAUCCUCUCCUCUCAUUGGCCACUAUCUUGCCUGCAUGACGGCCAUCCUGAAGCAAAUGGAUGACAUGCAUUACACCCACUACAUCAGCACCUUCAAAACGAGACAGGAUAUCAUUGACUUCCUUAUGGAGACCUUCAUCAUGUUUAAGUACCUCAUGGGAAACGUCUUUCCUGCUGAUUGGAUGGUCAUGAACCUGGUGCAGAUGCAGGUCUUCCUGAGAGCCAUUAACCAGUACUCAAAUGUGCUCAACAGGCUUUUCCUGGACCAGACUCACUUUGAACUACAGCUUUGGAACAACUACUUCCAUUUGACCGUGGCGUUCCUCACUCACAAAUCUCUACAGCUGGAGUCCUUCUCACAAGAGAAACGAAACAAGAUACUAAACAAAUAUGGAGACAUGAGGAAGACCAUUGGGUUUAAGAUCAGAGACAUGUGGUACAACCUCGGCCCCCACAAAAUGAAGUUCAUCCCAGCCAUGGUCGGGCCCAUUCUGGAGGUCACUCUGGUUCCUGAGCCAGAACUCAGGAAGGCUACCAUUCCCAUCUUCUUUGAUAUGAUGCAGUGCGAGCACAACUUCAGUCCUGCACACAAUUUUAGAAAGUUUGAAAAUGAACUGAUUAAAAAAUUGGAUCAAGAGGUAGAAGGAGGCCGAGGAGAUGAGCAGUACAAAGUCCUUCUGGAAAAAACAUUACUGGAUCACUGCAGACGCCACCGAUACCUGUCCCAGUCAGGAGAGGAGCUGGCUCUGCUGCUGAGCAGCCUGCUGGAGAACCUUCUAGCGUACCGCACCAUCACUCAAGAUGGAAGUCCAGAGCACCGCAUGAGCUGCACUGUCAAUGUUCUGAAUUUCUACAAAGAAAAAAAGAGGGAGGACAUUUACAUCCGAUAUUUGUAUAAACUGCGGGAUUUGCACCUGGACUGCGAGAACUACACAGAGGCUGCUUAUACGCUGCUAUUACAUGCCGAGUUACUCGAGUGGUCUGAUAAGCCUUGUGCGCCUCAUCUGAUACCUCGAGAUGGGGAGUACAUGUGGACACAGCAGGAACUGAAAGAGAGGCUCUUCCAGGAGAUCAUAGGCUACUUGGACAAGGGCAAGAUGUGGGAGAAGGCCAUAGAGCUGGACAAACAGCUGGCUAAGAUGCACGAGACCCACAUGUUUGACUUCAUGGAGCUGAGCCAGCUGCUGAAAAACCAAGCCAAGUUCUUUGAAAACAUCAUGCAUGCCAUGCGGCCACAGCCAGAGUACUUUGCUGUUGGAUAUUACGGCCUCGGAUUCCCCUCUUUCCUCAGGAACAAGAGGUUUAUCUAUCGAGGUAAAGAGUAUGAGUGGCUGGAAGACUUUACCCAAAAGCUGCUUUCUCAGUUCCCAAAUGCAGUCAGGAUGACCAGCACAGCGCCCCCUGGAGACAACAUCUGCAACUCACCUGGACAGUACAUCCAGUCUUUUACUGUCAAGCCUGUUCUGGAAGUGCCAACCCAGUUUAAGGACAAGGGGGUUCCAGAGCAGAUAUUAAACUAUUAUAGAACCAAUGAGGUGGACCAGUUCCAGUACUCCAGGCCAUUUCGGAAAGGUGAAAAGGACCCAGACAAUGAAUUUGCAACUAUGUGGAUUGAGAGAACAACGUAUGUUUGCGCCUAUCACUUCCCAGGGAUUCUCAAGUGGUUUGAAGUCAAAUCCGUCUCGGUGGAGGAGAUCAGUCCUUUGGAGAACGCCAUAGAGACGAUGGAAAAGACCAAUGAAAAGCUGAGCAACCUUGUGCAGCAGCAAGCCUACGAUCGCUCGCUGUCCGUCAACCCGCUGUCCAUGAUGCUCAACGGCAUUGUUGACCCCGCCGUCAUGGGUGGCUUCUCUAACUACGAGAAGGCAUUCUUCACUGACACCUACAUCCAGGAUCACCCCGGUGACCAUGAACGCAUCGAGGCCCUCAAACAUCUCAUUGCCCUCCAGAUUCCUCUGUUGGAAGAAGGAAUCCGGAUCCACGGGGAGAAAGCUACGGAGCAGCUGAAACCUUUGCACAAUCAUCUGGUUACUUGCUUCCAGGACCUUCGGGAGAAAGUGGAGGCACUUUAUGGCGUCAUAACCUUGCCCUGCUCGCUGACUGAGAAGAAGAAGAGUCGCGUGGGCUCGGUAGUGAUGCCCUACAUCCUGUCUUCCACUCUGAGACGCAUGUCCACUGCUUCAACCCUAUCAAGUGCCUCCUCGGGGCUCUCCAGUGGCUCUGCAUCCUCCGAUGGACACUCCCUAGAUGAUCGCAGGGCUUCUGUUCUGUCCCGUUCUGAGGACGACAACAGAAUCGACAGAAAGAACAGGAAGGAGUGGAGUGUGAGCAAAUCACAAGUCCUACUGGAGAGGCUGUCGGACACAGAGGAGAAUUCUCCAGAUAAGCAGCAGAGACCCAAAAGUUUACAGCUGGGAGACCGACGGCUCACCCUCUCCCUUUUUCAUGGUGUUUCAUCGCAGCUCAGCCUGUCUAACCCACUCAGCCCGCUCCCUGCCUCUCCAAACACUCCUCACACACCGCGCAGUUCCAGUUAUUCAUCACUACUCGGUGACAAUGGUGCUAAUACUAUUGACACCCCUGGGACCCCCCCGCCCAUGCCUCCAAAGAAACAUCUGCACGAGAUUGACAACCCUGGGAUCGCUUCAGAGCAUUUCACUCCUCCAUUACCCAUGAAAAUUGAGAGCAAGCCUCCUCCACCUCCGCCAAAGACUCGAAAAUCGAUGUUCCCCUCAUAAGAGACUUCCCCCCCCCCACCCCCCCCCCACCCCCUAAGGUUGCACCUACGCACGGGCCUCCCAAGUUUCACUAAUUCUCUGAUUGGAUGAAAGCUCUGUUUCCUUUGUGGCUCCGUGGAAACGCCACAGUAGGAAUCAGGCAGCAGGGACGCGUGACAUAUGCAAGAUUUUCUUCAGCUACAUUUCCACUUACAUUUCUAAGCUCUCCUCUGUUCUCAGAUUUGAACAAUUAUUUGGGUCUAAAGCUUAAAGGGAGGAUUCAUUGCUGUCAUGUCAGAGAAUAGCGAUACAGUCAUGGCUUUGGGGUACAGUCUCUGAGCUUAUUACGUAAUGAAAGAGUAGCUCUUCACUAUGAUGUAUUUGAAUCAUUUGCAGGGAAAAUGAAUGAAUAAUGGUACAUUGUUGUGUUUUAUCUGUAUGCUUGUGUGGUGUGACACUGGAUGAGUCAUCUUCUCCCAGGAGCUGUUUAACAGCAUUCCAUGUGUGAUCGGGAAAAGCUGCAUUAGGUUAAUAUCAUACUUCAUGGCAGGGAAUAGAGUGUUUUAGACGGUAACUGUUUGUGUGACGUGUAGUUAGUUGUUCUUGUGUUUCAGACACUGGAUGACAUUAUUGAAUGUGGUGCAGACUCUGCGUCCUUUUUAUUGAACUCAAAACGGCUCCUGAUGCCUCCGAAACCCGCUACGAUGCUGAGGGUGGCGCUGAAUGCCGAUUCUCUGGCUAGAAGAUGCUUCGGUGUCAAACCUGUUGGUUAAACGUGGAUCUGGGGCCAGUAGCUUUCAUUAGUGGAGCCCAGUUUAGCUGGAAAUUGGUGAGAAACCUGAUGUUUUAGUGGCCGUUUGUGGUUGCCUGGCAACUGCAGGUAAGCCACUGCUCCUGACCAAGAGCUACACCAUUCCGUAGUCUUUUAUGCAGUAUGAGUAGAAACAUGCAGUACGAGUAGAAACAUGUUUGGUUAGUUAGGAGCUCCAAACCGACGGUGUGGUUGGUUGUCCUGACUCCAGUUCCUCCAUUUCUGUGCACAGCGGGGGCGAAACAUGAAAACUGUAAUGUAAACCCGUGUUUUUGUGCUAGUUGGUGUUUCUUCUUUGUCAGAACUCAUUUUAUUUUUGAUGGUUUAAUCUUUCCUGCUGCAUGUUAGCCGUAGCAGCUUAAGGAGAUCUCGUCAUACGUGCUUCACAGGACAAUCAAAACUCAUCUGUUCAGUUUACACAGAAAAUCCAGGCAUUUCUUUGUUAAAUCACGUUAUAAUGAAACAUUUUUCAAAGAUUUACGCGUGCAACUGUAAAUGAGGGCCUCUCCAAAGGAAAAUAACCAAAAGAGAAGACAUUUUGUUUAAUUCUUCAGGAAAAAAGUCCUUAAAAUAUCUUAAAUUGUGUUUCUGAUUUUGACAACAUUACUCAGACUUUUUUCACAUCACUUAAGUUUCUCACAGAAAAUAUCAUUUCACAUUUUAUUCCUACAGACAUUAAAAUCUUUUAUCUUGACAUUUAUUCUGGAAGUAGCUUUUAGGUUUUUGCUUCUCAGCAUGAAAUUAGGAAACCAAAAGCAUCUUUUGGGACGCUAAUGCUGCUGUUCACACCCCCUGAUGACUGAAGUGGUUUUGUCUGAAUGCAGAAUAGUUUUAGAGCAUUUUCUACAAACUAUGUAGCGUUGCACUUGUCUCACAAACAUCGUCCCUUUGGAGUUUUAAAUCUACGUUUUAAACGAUCAAAUGAAACUGAUAAUUAAGUUUUUCUAUUUCUAGGGUUUUUUGUACAAGGGGUUAAUAAGAUUGUACAGUAUGUACGUUUCUCAACAAGCAUCACAUAGUUUACAAUGUUUCAAGAGAUAUAUGUGUAUAGUACUAUUUUUUUAAAGACCAAGCUGUUGGAUGAACCAAAUUAAAGACUUUUAAGACCAA
Messenger RNA from Nothobranchius furzeri (turquoise killifish), 7608 nucleotides. It is a transcript of the gene dock5, whose product is annotated as dedicator of cytokinesis 5. Gene Ontology annotation, cellular component: cytoplasm; plasma membrane. The record is from RefSeq and is a predicted model, not a curated record. Gene Ontology annotation, biological process: cell migration; small GTPase-mediated signal transduction; myoblast fusion. Gene Ontology annotation, molecular function: guanyl-nucleotide exchange factor activity; small GTPase binding. Lineage: Eukaryota; Metazoa; Chordata; Actinopteri; Cyprinodontiformes; Nothobranchiidae.